UAUCGUUAGUCUGUGCUGACACUUCAAAAUGAUACUAAAAACGAAAAUUGGAGCGGCAUGCGCCAAAAUGUUAGUAAACAGUGGUCUAACGUUUAUCGUCGCGAUACUUCUUUUUCCUGGUGAAAUUUUGGGAAAGGAGACCGAGAAUAAUGAAACUGAAUACCGUUUACCAAAUCACAUAAUACCAUUGCACUAUACUAUCAGUAUGAGGCCACUUAUCACCAAUACAGAGCAAACUAUUUCAUUCAACGGUUUCUGCAGUAUCACUCUCUUCAUUCUUUAUUCAACGCGGAACAUAACUUUUCAUGUCGAUAAUAUAAUAAACAUACAGACAGCAGAGAUACUUAAUUACUUCAAUAGAUCUCAUUUGCCGGUUUCUUCGUACAACGCCGCAAGAAGCACAAUAGUUCUUAAUGUCACCCAUGAGAUGUUACCUGGAAUUUAUGUUCUGAAAAUGCAAUAUAAAGGAAAAGCGAAUGAUAACUAUGUCUUCUUCAGACCUCGUUACAAGGACAGCAAAAAUCUUAUAGAGUGGAUGGCUCUGACAAAUUUCCAAAGGAUCGGGGCGCGACAAGUGUUCCCGUGCUGGGAUGAACCAGCAAUGAAAGCAACAUUUAUGAUUAAUGUAGUAUAUUAUUAUAUAUAUACAAGUUGUUCAAAUAUGCCGAUAAAAUACUCUAAACUGCAAGAUGAUUUAGUGUGGAAGACAGACGACUUCCACACUACCUUACCAAUAUCCCCGCAUCGCAUUGGAAUCCUAUUUACCAAAAAUGGUGUCACGGACAUUAUCAUCAACAAUGUUACAAUACAUUAUAGACAUAACACGAAAACAAUAGAAAAAGAUCUAACAUUUGCAAAAAUGAUUAUUAAAAAUGUCACAAUAUACCUGAAAUCCAAAUGGAAGAUCAUAGAUGUAAUUCCAAAGAUGGAUCAUGCAAUAAUUCCGGGUCUCAUAGACAAUGGCAUACAGAAUUGGGGACUCGUUUAUUACAAUGAAGCAGAUGUUAUCUACAAUCAUACAUUAGACUCCGCUGGUCGCGACAGAGAGGUGGCAUACUUAGUGGCACGACAAGUAGCAAGUCAGUGGUUUAGUAAUCUAGUCAGCCCAUCUUGGUGGUCCGACGAGUGGUUAAAUGAAGGUUUAACUAUGUUCCUUGGCAUGGAUGCUAUCGAUAAGCUUUUUCCGGAUUAUCAAAUAAUGGAUUUAUUCGUAGUCCAGAAUCGUGACUUGCUCAAUUUGGACUCACAUAUGAAAACAAAACCUUUUAUGUCAAAAAUCAAUAGUUCCACUGAUAUUAAUUCGCUUUCCCUUUUUCCCUAUUAUCUCAAAGCAUCUGCUUUUUUACGCACGUUGCAACAUAUAAUUACCGAGCAGGUAUUUCAAACCGGUGUUCACAACUAUUUCAACACACAUAAGUUUAGCUCGGCAACUUCUGACGAUUUUUGGAAUGCGAUGCAAACUACCGUAAACAAAACACGUCAUGCACACAAAUUAUAUUUUAGAGAAAACAUACUUAAUAGUAUGUGGCACUACUCUUGUAUUACAGUGGAAGUGAACCGAGAUUAUGAUACUGGAAUUAUAAUUGUAUCAGUUAAAUAUGACAUAUCAAACUGCGCAUUUCAUAUAGAAAACUUUAGGAUACCUGUGACUUACACAACUCAAAAUAAUAUCAACUUUAACACAACUUUCACGAACAUCAUGUGGGUGAACACGUACGAUAAAGAGUACCAGAAAUCUUUUCCUUUAACCUUUUAUUCGCAUGAUAUAAAUGGUUGGUUAAUACUCAAUUUACAACAAAUCGGAUAUUAUCGCGUCAAUUAUGAUGUAACAAAUUGGCAAAGAAUUGUAGAAUACCAAUACAAAAAAUAUACGAAAAUACAUGUUCUCAAUCGCGCUCAACUCAUCGAUGAUAUGUUUUAUUUUUGUGCGAACCACAAAUGUAUGCUUCUCUAAGAAGUGCACUAAAAUACAUAAAAAUUCUGCUACUUUGUUUUUGAGACUCUUGAGCUACCUCUCGCAAGAAACAAAUCUUGUAGCAUGGUAUCCUAUGUUCAAAGCUUUUGAAUACUUGUCGCAUGCUUUUCCAUUUCCAGAAAUGGCAAAUGUUAA
This is a messenger RNA of Linepithema humile (Argentine ant), 2110 nucleotides long. The record is from RefSeq and is a predicted model, not a curated record. NCBI's taxonomy places the organism in Eukaryota, Metazoa, Arthropoda, Insecta, Hymenoptera, Formicidae.